UCCUUUAAUGUAACAUCGAGGACAGUAGAGCAGAUGUGCCAAUCCCCAUUUCACACAAAAGGGGCGGGGCAGCGCGCAGACAGGAUUCAGGGAGGGGGGCAGAAUAACGCGGACGAAGAACCGUUAUCAUGGCUGACAAGGAAGAGGGAACAAGAACCACGGGGAACAGCCCACCGAUUGAGGUUGAGCAAGGUCCUCUGGUCUUGGUGACGUUCCAGAAGAACCCGGCACGCAAACAGAAGUACCUGGAGGCCCAACCUAAAGAAUUAGGGAUCACCCAGAUAGGCCUGACUUUGUAUCAGAUGUCCUGGGUGUUUGCGUUAGUCUACAUCGAUUCCGUGCGUGGAGAAACCGGUCUGAGGGUUUUGUUCACCAUUGCCUCUGUAGUGGUGAUACUAGCUGGAUGUCUGGCCAUCGCUGCUACGACGCUCCACAUUCCCACUUUGAGAGCCUGCCUUACCAUGCAGAUCCUGGCCAUCGCUGCCUCGGUAUGCGGCUUCAUCCUCACGAUGGGGCAGUUUGAGAUCGGCGUUUUGCAUGGCUGCUGGUUUGGCGAGCACAGCAAUAGGAAGACCACCGAGCAAAGCAUUUGCGAAAAAAUGGAUAAUUUCUUCCAUUACCUGCACGCGGGAGGGACGCUGGUGCAGACGGCGCUGGUGGCUAUCUCCAUUACCCUGGCGGUCUACUGCUGCAAAGUGAUCAACUGUUGUUCACCGGGAUCCAGAAUGCCGGUGAUCACUGUGCAAGCCCCUUCCAACCCUUCUGCUCCUGAAUGAAGACAAAUGCUUUGAAAGUAAAGAGGAAUCACUGACUAACACAUCCAUUAAAACCAUAUAUAUGGUUAACUGCUACGCAGAUGUUGAGGCAACAUGCACAGUGUUGGCAUUGAUUCGUUGUCGAGAGCAUUACCUUUUACUGAUUAACCUUCUGACAUUUAGCCAUCUGACUGAUCCUUCAGAUUGUCAUCAUUCUGGGGCCAAGUUUGAUAUUAACUCUUGUGAACAUUUGCAAUAUGUAAAACAUUAUUUUUAACACAAUCAUAUGUAAAGCCAUAUAUGUUCUCCCAGUUACAAACCACCGAGGUGACUGACUUUAGUUAACCCGUUUAUUUCAGAGUGUGUUGACCGUCGGGGGCUCUCUGGGGUGUGUGUGGUGAUGGCUGGAUGCACCACAGGGGUGCAGCCUCACCCAGCCCAGAGUUGUAUCAGUCAGACUCAGGCCAGGUGAGGCUGCUUAAACUGGCCAUCAUCCACACACACUCCACACCAUACUAAUAACUCAUUUUAAAUGAUUGAUAUACUUUUUUUCAGCAUUGAAUAGGACACACUCUUUAUCAGACAAGUAUUUAUUUCAUUUUUUUAUGCAAGUCAACGUGUGGCAAUUUUGUGUUCGCAAGUGACUGCAAAGUGUUGAGUACACAUUUCCAAAAUGUGGCUCCAAGCUGCUGAAGUACUCAGCGUCUAGCCUGGUCCUACCAGACCAUCGUACUUCAUUUCAUUUGUACAGAAGUGAAAUGAAAAUUGAGCGGAAGUAGGUAGGUGGGCGGUGCCAGGCUACUCAGCAUCCCCUCCUAGUCCUAUAACCAUCAAGUAUAUGAGUAUUCUAAUACAGUAAACGAAACCAAUGUGUAUCCUGCAACUUAUAUAAAACAUGCUCCUUAAAGUUCCCUACCCUGCUUUGUCUUUGUUGCACAGCUACUUUAUGUUGCCUUCUUCUCAAUCCUGUUUUUACCCUCUAUUAAAAAAUGUUUUGCGACAAAGUAGCACACAGAUUAAACACAUAAAAUAAAUAGAUAAAUACA
Molecule: messenger RNA, 1801 nt
Organism: Gadus morhua (Atlantic cod)
Lineage: Eukaryota; Metazoa; Chordata; Actinopteri; Gadiformes; Gadidae
Exons: 7
Coding region: 129-776 (215 amino acids)
Source: RefSeq, a predicted model, not a curated record